Molecule: messenger RNA, 2966 nt
Organism: Pristis pectinata (smalltooth sawfish)
Lineage: Eukaryota; Metazoa; Chordata; Chondrichthyes; Rhinopristiformes; Pristidae
Gene: bet1
Product: Bet1 golgi vesicular membrane trafficking protein
Exons: 4
Coding region: 354-680 (108 amino acids)
Biological process (GO): vesicle fusion with Golgi apparatus; endoplasmic reticulum to Golgi vesicle-mediated transport
Cellular component (GO): Golgi trans cisterna; SNARE complex
Molecular function (GO): SNAP receptor activity
Source: RefSeq, a predicted model, not a curated record
UUCCGCCGGGGGGAGGGGUUGGUGUCGACGGCUGCGGUAGAGCGGCGGAGGGCAGUGCCGGUGAGCGGGGAGGAGGCGGCCCGUCGGCGGGUGGCCCGCGGCCCCUCCUCGUGCGGGGGCGCGCGCGGCGGGGCGGGCGCGGACAGCCCGGCGGUUGGAACCCGGAGCCAGCGGGCGGGACCGCACGAGGUUCUCCCGGCAGCCGGCGCGCGGCGCUCCCGGCUGCAGUGAUGUCGUGGCGCUGCCAGGAAGUCGGGGACAGAGUUCAGGAGGGCUUCGCUCAACCAUCCUCUACCUAGAGGUACCAUCGUCGUAGGAGGGUAGAACUAAAAUCAGGCAGCCGGAAAGCAAACAUGAGACGUGCAGGCUUGGGGGAAGGAUACACUGGAGGUGGUUACAGUGUUUAUGAAGAAGAAAAUGAUAAGUUAACUGAGGGCCUUCGAGAAAAAGUGACUGCUUUAAAAUCACUUUCCAUUGAUAUUGGAACUGAAGUGAAGUACCACAAUAAAAUGCUGGAUGAAAUGGAUGCAGGAUUUGAAUCUACAGGUGGACUGCUAGGAGCAACCAUGGGUAGACUCAAACAUUUAUCUCGUGGGAGCCAAACAAAAGUUUUAUGCUACAUGAUGCUUUUUGCAUUUUUCGUCUUCUUUGUACUUUAUUGGGUUAUUAAGCUGAGGUGAAAUAAAUUUGUCCUACUCCAGUAUUUGGUUCUAACUUAUUACAUAUUGCUAUACAGUCACUUUUGUAAGAAAAUUGAGAUGUGAUUAAUAUUGAAGACUGUUAUUUAACAUCACAUUCAAGUUACAGACUACAGUUUCAUGUUUUCUCAAUGUUUGCUUAUCAGAACUUUCCAUAUUUUUAAAAUGAUAAAUGUCGUAGUAGUCAUCUUCAGAGACAUUCCCUUGGGGAUCAUGGAUGACUUUGCUUCCAGAAUGGUUCUGUGGGUUCAAAGGUAAUUGACAAGUCCCAUAACGGGAUCUGUAGAUUCUGUUACAAUAAUGGCAUGGCUAUUCUGACAAAAUUAAUUUUGCUAUUUUUCGUGGAGUGAAUAGAAUGCUAAUUACUAAGGACUGAAACAAAAAACAAAAAUCAUUUUUGAAACAUGUACCAUUGACAACUUAGUUUCAUGCCCAAUUUCUACAGGUUGGAUUUAAAUAUUUUAUUGUGAUGCAGUAUAUUAAUGAGCUGCACAAUGGUGCAGCAAGUGAUGAACUGUUUCUCUGAAGCUACAUGUCAUUUUCACACAAGCAUUGCCAAGUUGAUCUGGAAUUGGGAGUAAGGAGGAAAACCAGGUGGUGCUAUGUUAUUCUGUGACACUUCUGUACUUCAUUUUAUUGCUUUUCCUUGAAUAUUUACACAAGUUUCUAUUGAAUUACUCUGGCAUUUCCUAAUAGCUGAUGAUUGUUUAACCAUGUCUUAAUACAUUUCAGUAGACUUGCCUGCUCACCCAUUCCAUGAACUGAAAAGUGAAAUUGCUUCCCAAGCUGCUGUCAGACAUAUUCUGAAGAGAAUGCAGUACUAAUGGUGUUACCUGGUUUCAUUUAGCUAAGAUGAGAAACUUGAGUGGUGCAAGUUGUUCAGAAUCCAACAUGGUACAAAGAUUUUUUUGGUUAUAGUUAAGAGCAUAUUCUUCAAAAGAACAUUGUUGUAGACCAAAAAUAGGAUUGAUACAGGGUCUUGAUCCGAAAAACAUCGACUAUCCCUUUGCCUCUACAGGUGCUGCCUGACCUGCUGAGUUCCUCCAGCAGCUUGUUCUUUUGCACCAGAUUCCAUCAUCUGCAGUCUCUUGUGUCUCCAUUGUUGUACACCAAUAUUGUUUACAUUUUCUUUGUAAGAUAUACUGCUUUAUUCAUUAAACCAAUUCCUGACAUGAUUGGAAGUGCUAAAACGAUCAUGGAAUGGGAAUGGAGUGGCGAAGAUGGCAGGAAAAGUUGGGUGCAUUUCUAGAGAGGAGUGUUGUAUUACAGCUUGCAGAAGCUAAUUGAUUAUCCAUUUGGUCAAAGGAUGAUGCAGAGUAACCCAAAGAGGAGAAUGGGUGAGAGAAGACAAAAACAAAACAUUUAUUUUUCUUUAUAAGAAGCCAUUCUUUAAGGGUGUUCCAUGAUUCAUGCCAGUUGCUCUUAAACACUUUCACCUAAUUUUACAUUAAAGUGCUCUGCAGCCUUGAACUUUGACGUUUUGUAAGCUGCUGUUUCUGGAAUUUCUCAUUGAUAGUUAUACAAGGGAGAACAAUAGCCACGAACAUCUAAAGGAUAAAUUUUUAUUCAGAGUAACUGUUAGAAGAAGAGAUGCAGUUAAUUUCCUAUUUUGUUGGUGUUUUGUUUUAAAUGCAAACUUAACAUACUCGUGGCUACUUUUAACUCAGAUUAUCAGUUACUUCAGCAACCUGUAAGUAGUUGGAUCAGCAUCUGAGACAACCAGUUCUCUUGCACAAUUUAUCCCUAUGCUAUUUUAUUGGGUGCCAUGUAAUUUAUUUUGAAACAAAAAUAAAUCAAAAUAGUUCUAAAAUUCUUGGCAUUCCAAAUAUACUAGAAUUAGUUAAAGGGCUAAUUUCAAUCUUGGUUUGCCUCACCUUUAGCAUAUUGUGUUAAGUCAAUGUCUUAAAUUGGUUCCUGGUGAAUACCAGCCACAGUACAACACUGCAAAUAAUCUAAUAUCAGUGAACAAUCUGGCCCCUGAUUUCUGACUGUUGCACUUGAGGCCUUUUUCCCCACGUUAUGCUUUUAGAAUUUUCUGUCAAGGAAAGCUAAUCCUAUAUGUUUAAAAUUUGUAAUUUAGAAACUGAUUUUUAAUUCAUCCAUAGGAUGCAAUUAUUUGUAAUAAGUACAGUGAAUUUUCAAUUAAUUAAAAUUUAUAGAUGUUGUUUGACUUGUCAUAGUUUAUUUCUACCGACUUUGGGCAAUAAUUUCAGUGGAUCUUAUAAUAAUGAAAAAAUAAAAUGUUCAUUGACAUACAUUGAAGAAUGA